This is a messenger RNA of Candoia aspera, 2808 nucleotides long. It is a transcript of the gene EIF1B, whose product is annotated as eukaryotic translation initiation factor 1B. Gene Ontology annotation, molecular function: RNA binding; translation initiation factor activity; ribosomal small subunit binding. The coding region runs from base 325 to 735 and encodes 136 amino acids. Lineage: Eukaryota; Metazoa; Chordata; Lepidosauria; Squamata; Candoiidae. The transcript has 3 exons. Gene Ontology annotation, cellular component: eukaryotic 43S preinitiation complex. Gene Ontology annotation, biological process: translational initiation. The record is from RefSeq and is a predicted model, not a curated record.
CAGGAGAUCUCCAAUCACCAACUGACCUCCCUGAGUUCAAAUCUUACACCGACUAUAAAUACUGCAAGGCAAUCCCCAAUUCUGAACAAUUGCACUUAGGAAAUGUCACUGAGAUGUGGGCAGAAUGUAUGCAAAAACCUAAUCAGUACCUCAGUAUUCAACUAUGGAGAACUCAACUAUUAAAUAUGUACAUCAUAUCUGGGCUACUUCUCUUCUAAGGAAUCCAUGUGAACAAAUUCCAUCAAAAUGCAAGCAUAAAUGACUGUAAAGUUAUGAUUAGACCUCCAUUUAGAUAGAAAGUAAAGAGUUGCUAUUACUCAAAUAAUGCAUUUUAUGGUACCAAUAGCCUGUAUCUCUUUACUUAGAAAAUUCAUGCUAUGUAAAAACUCAAAUCAUUUUCAUUACCUGGGUUUCCCCUUUUCAGACCCCUUUGCUGAUGCAACUAAGGGCGACGACUUACUCCCGGCAGGGACUGAAGACUACAUCCAUAUAAGGAUCCAGCAACGAAACGGCAGAAAGACAUUAACGACUGUUCAGGGGAUUGCAGAUGACUAUGACAAGAAGAAGCUUGUGAAAGCAUUCAAAAAGAAAUUUGCCUGUAAUGGUACUGUGAUUGAGCAUCCUGAAUACGGGGAAGUGAUCCAGUUGCAGGGUGACCAGAGGAAGAACAUUUGCCAAUUCCUCUUAGAGGUUGGUAUUGUUAAGGAGGAGCAACUGAAAGUUCAUGGCUUCUGAAAUUUGUGUACUUACCUGAAGAACUCUACAGGUUUUGUUCUACCAAGUUGGCUACUCUGUGAAAUAUGAUUCUUUGUAGUAAAUGGACUCACCGUUCAAAAUCUGAUUUGCUUUUGCAUGAUUACAGAAAAGAUAUGGGGUGUAGACUAGAAACACAUAAAAAAACUGCAGUAAGAUGGUAAUAAGAGGUGCUUAAGAAUUUUAACGCAUUUCCAAUGGAAAUGUUCUACUGCUGAUAGUUCAGUGUAUUAUUUUUCAUCUGAUUUAAAUGUUGUAUUAAAACCAUGUGUGUUGCAGCUUAAAUAAACUCUCUUAUCUUAACCAUUUGAGUGUAGAAUACAUUAUAUGCUUCAGCCAAUUUAAGCAUAUAAGCAGCUUUUUAACUACAUAGCAGACCAGGUCAGUCUUCAGAAGCUAGUACUCAGCAUUUAGUACAGCUAAAUUGACCUAAAGUUUUCAAGAAGAUUACUUAGCAGUCAGAAGUUCAGUGAAAAAGAAACUACUAGCUAUUCCUUGCUUGUAUGAGAAUUAUAUUGGGUAAAGUCCAGCUAAUACCCAAUAAAUGCUGCCAUUGCUGGGGUUUGAUAGAUACUCAUUCCCCAAGAACUCAAACCAUUUUGAUGUAAGGCUUCACAAAAUUUCCCAUUAUAAGUACAGAACAGCAGUUCUGCAUUCCAUACAUGGAGUUACAUGAGAUCUUACACCCAGAAUGAUUUGCAUCAAAGCUACUAUGAUAGUUUUGCACACCCCUAUUCCAGACCACUACAGUAUAUUGUAUUUCUAACAAAACUUCUCUACUACUUGUGCUACUGAUAGCAUAUCAAUAAACUUUGCAUUGUUAGUCCUAUUCUUAAGAAAUGUGAAUGAAUUAUCAGAUAUAGAAGAUGUUGCUGCUUGAGGUUAAAGGCCUGCAUUCUUGACUACCGCUGGAUGAAUGACCUAAUUGAAAAGGUGUCAGAUGAUUCCGAAGUCAAAAGGAAAAACUAUAUUCCAAGUUCAAUUCUUGAUCUGCUAGAUCAUUUUCCAUCAGCCCUGGGAAAUUAACCUGCUGGUGGCUCUUCAGACCUUUCAUCUGUCCAUUUUUGUAUUUAUUGGAAGACUGAACAUUUUUAGAAAUAUAUUCUUAUAAUUGUAUGUGCUAAUAGCUUGAUUUUAAAAGUAAUUCUGUACUGUCUCCACCCCCAUUUUGAAAAUAUAAAUUUGGAACAAGAAGUUGGUUUGUGAAUACAGGUAGUCCUUGCUUGACAAUGGUAAUUGGGACUAGAGUUUCCAUUGCUAAGUGACACGGUUGUAAAGCCCAACAUCGUGUGACUGCGCUGCUUAGCAGCAGCAGUUCCAGCAGUCCCAUGUCACCACAGGUCAUUAAGUGACAACCUCACGUGACCCCAACUUCCAGCUUCCCCAUUGACUUUGCUGUGGGAAGACAGCAAUGAAGGUCGCAAAUCAUGACCACACGACCUUGGAACAGUUGGAAAUGUGGGCUGUGAUCACAUGACUGGGUGCUGUAACAGCCAGAAUUUGAGAUCCGUUCGUAACUACCACUUUUUCAGUGCCCUUUCAAGUUUGAAUGGUGGCUGAACAAGUAGUCGUUAACCAAGGACCUGUAUAGUGAAUUACCAUAUACUAAAUCUGAAAGCUGUUCAGACAUCUUACAGUGUUGGCCAUUUUAUGCACUCAGAUUUAAGUGACGUUUUAUUCAUUUUUAUUUAUCUGAGCAUUUUCACAAAAUUCACACUAGAAAGCAAUAGCAAAUCUUUCAAAUGUGCAUUGAUAUUGGCAUGUUUACAUCAAUGCUUGUUUUAGAGAUUUGUGUGCUGCCUUAUCCAAAUUUAUCCCAUUCUGAUCAUGUAAAUUCAUAGCCUAGCCAAGUCCUUAUUGCAAAAAACGUCUAUGACAGUGCUGUUGCUGUUAUUCUUGGCUCAGGAGAUUCAUAUUUUUCACUAAUGUUCCAGAAGAAUGGAAAAAGGAAACUGCAAAAAACUGAAAAGACUAUCUCAAAAAAAUUAUAACAUCACUUGAGAACAAGAAUUUAAGCUUGUUAAAAGUCUAUUUUAUUAAACUAAGUCAAUUGUU